Messenger RNA from Phycodurus eques (leafy seadragon), 8362 nucleotides. It is a transcript of the gene rp1l1a, whose product is annotated as rp1 like 1a. Gene Ontology annotation, biological process: retina development in camera-type eye; axoneme assembly; intracellular signal transduction. The transcript is spliced from 8 exons. NCBI's taxonomy places the organism in Eukaryota, Metazoa, Chordata, Actinopteri, Syngnathiformes, Syngnathidae. The record is from RefSeq and is a predicted model, not a curated record. Gene Ontology annotation, cellular component: axoneme. Bases 197 to 7084 code for a protein of 2295 amino acids.
UUAAUGUAAGGGCUGAAGAAGCAUCUCAGCUCAUGACUCAAAGUGCAGAGAUACAAUAGCUUGAAAAUAACUAUGUUAAAACUUGCUGUCUGAUGUGACCGGUCAGACCUUUGGGUAGAUCAAGCGCUUUCCACGACGGCAUUUUCAAACUGUGUUUGGACCAUGUUUCCUAAAAAUGUGCAUGUGAAAGUGCAGCAUGCAGUCUGUCCAAGAAGGGAGGUGGGAGCCUCAGCGUGCAUCUAAGGAUGCCUCGACACCCAGGCCUCGACCACCUUCUAAUUCGCGCCUCGCCCACGUGGAGACCACCACACCAGCUAAGAGAAUCACUUUCUACAGAAGCGGGGAUAGCCAGUUUGGAGGUGUCAGGAUGGCCAUCCACAAGCGCAGCUUCAAAUGCUUUGAUGCCCUGCUGGAUGACCUUUCACAAAAGGUGCCCCUUCCAUUCGGUGUUCGGACUGUGACCACCCCCCGCGGCACACACAUCAUCAAACAUCUGGAGGAACUCCAGGAUGGAGGCUGUUACCUAUGCUCUGACCGGCGCCAGCCUAAACCAGUCAACAUGGUGCAUGCCAGCAAACGGCAAAGCAUUUGGCACCAUCACAGCCGCAUACCCCCGCAACCAGAAACCUUGUCCAUGUCUUCAUCUGGCCACCUCCCUCACAGGCAUCGACAGAUCCUUCUGAUUAAAAACACAGAUCCAGGGAUGCGGAGAAAUUUGGUACUGAGCAGGAGGUCAAUCAGAAGCAUGAGGGCCUUUCUUGAAGAGGUGUCUGAGGUGAUGCAGUUCCAUGUCCGAAAAAUUUAUACUGCAGAUGGACGCAAGGUUGACAGUGUUCAAAGUCUGAUGACCUGCCCUGGAGUUUUGGUGUGUGUCGGCAGAGAGGCCCUCAGUCCGUUGCUGUUGAAGUUCCUGAGUAAGAGCUCAGAGGAAAAACUGCCUGUUUUGAGCAGCAGGUCCCCUGGUCUUGGUCCCAGGACUCCUGGAAAUGGGGCUCGAUCCCCUGGUAUUCAAGAAGCAAGAUCAUCCCCUUAUGGAGCUCAGUCCAGAGCCAGUGAGUUCAGUGAAGGACAAGAAAGCAAGAAAAGUGUUAACUUUGGUCUGGAAACAAAAAAGAGCAUCAUCCACCCUCGGUCUGAUUCAUCAACCCGAUCCACUCGAUUUUCAUUGUCCUCAGAGAAGUCCUUUGGCAAUGGUGUAAGAGCACACUUGCCGCAGAGACCAGCUAUAUUGAAUGAUGACAUUGAAAAGCGUGUCCUCGUCAACAAGGAUGGCAGUCUUUCCGUGGAAAUGAAAGUGCGUUUUCGCCUCCGCAAUGAUGAGACCUUGCAGUGGUCCACGCAGAUUGGAAAAUCGCCCUCUCUGACAAGUGACUGCUGCCCUCCAACCCAUCCCCACCACCCUUACUUACAAAAUGACCAAUCAGAAAGCUGCUCUGAUUGUGCAACAUUUGACCGAGAUUAUAUGAACUAUUCCAAUCAAUCGCUCCAUCAUGCAUUGGAUGUAAGCCAGUGCCCCUGUUGUUACCAGAUGCAAGGACAGCAGUACAACCUCUGGGAAACCCCAAUAAAAAGCCAUAAGCACCCACCCAUCCCACCCCCAUAUAUAUCUAGCCACACUCACGCUACAAUCAGACAGUCACAUUCCUCUUGCUCGUCCUCAUCUUGUAACUCGAUGAGAGUAGUGCGUUGCCAAGCAAAAUUCUCCAACUGUGGAAGAGUUUCGAAUUCAGAGCAGAGCCAGUUUGUCCAAGAGGAAACAUGUGUGAUGGAACAGGUAGAGCGAAGAGUAGAGAUGGGACCGAAUGAAGACACUAACGAGGUGUGUAUGAUGAGCAGGUGCUCCAGUCGGAGUGAAGUGGUCACCCUGGAUGGCAAUGUGAGAUCUCUUAGCGAGAGGUCAGUUGUAGAUGAGCCGAUGGAGGAAGAGGUAGAUCACCCACUGUCUCGAGUCACCAGCUCCUCACAUGUACUACAGUCAUUCAAAGAAGACCAAGAUGUUGAUGAUGACCUACCACCGAGAGCUUCAGAGUGCUCCCAUAGAACUAAGCCAUCUCUGAAUGGUCACUUGAACGCUAAUCAGCCAGUCAGCCACUCAACUGAGCUGGACAAGCUAGAGGACCAGGACGAUAAAGGAAGUGGAACAGCAUCUCCAGUCUCCUCUUGUCUAUGUGGAGCUGCCACCCCUCACAUAGCAAGCGAAGCAGCUGAGCUAGAUCAAACUCAUAGAUUCAGCUCCAAUGUACGUAGAGCCUCUUAUAGGGCCACCAAAGUUGUGAACCAAACAAAUGAGAGUGAACAGAUACAGAGCAUUGUUGAAGCUUUAUCUGGCACCUCUGGCCAGUCUGGGAUGUCGAGUGUAUGUCCUAAUUGUGGGGGCUACAAAUGGGUCGUCACCUCCAAUAGCAGUAGUAGAGUUUCACAGAAAUCAUGUCGUACUCCUCAAGCUCCGUCAAACCUGACUUCAUCUCUCGAAAACCAAGAGAAUGACAAUUACUGUACGAACGAUGAUGCUUUGUCUACACAAUCCAACAAAACAAAUCUCACAGCACAUGGAUCUGUCAUACCAGAUGUCCUGGAAAGUAAAGCAUCCAGUGCCAUUUCCAGAAUGUCCAGUCCUGAGCCAACAAAAAAGGAACAAGAAAGAGCCACCGCGGCUAUAACCCACAAGUCCAACACAUCACAGAAAUCUGUGUCUACUGGUGCCAUAACUGCAAACAAGAUAGAGAGAAGCUCCAGUGCUGUGUCAGGACAGUCCAACAAGUCCAACUUCAGUGGCACAGUUAAAAGAUCUAACAUCACAACAACAGAGGAAGCAGAGGGAGGCACUUGUGACAAAAGAGAAGCAAAACCUUGUAUUUCACCUAAGACUGUCUCAGGUAUCAGGAUGAACUCUCCAGCUGACAAUACAGCCUUGGAAAACACAAACAGUAGAUCUCAUAGUUGUCUUUCUGGAAAUUCAAAUGUUUCUAUCAAGUCUGGCAAGGAAGACAGACCCAACAGUGUCCUCUCAACUGAAUCAUCAAAGUCAAAUAUAUCAGGAAAGUCCAAAAUAUCUUGCCACAAGUCCACAAAUAGUCAAUAUGCAAUAGAUGAGCCAAAAGCGGUACAACCAAAUGAAAAGGAAGAAACAGACAUGUGUCUUGAAAAUCAAAAAAUUGGAGACAACAUACCAGACUGUAAUACAGCCGAAGAAAGGGCAACCAGUGCUUUGUCUGCAAACUCAACAACCUCUUGUCAGACAACUUGCACCGCAGGAUCUCCCAAUCUAAAGGAAGCCAAUGUUUCCUCUAUUGAGGGGAAUGGAAAUAAGUCAAAUGAUGCUAAAGAGCAGGUGGCCAGUGCCAUCUCUAUGAAGUCAAACUCUUCAUUGGGCUCCUGUGCCUCUCAGAAGUCAGUUUAUACCAAGCAUCUAACAUCAGCAUCCCAAAGACCAAAGUUAGUCACCAUUAAAACCCCAGAAAGGGUUGAUAAGGUUAGUGAGGCAACAGAGACAACACAAAAAAAUGGCAAUGAUUCUGUUGUAGGUGAAGAGGUGGAAGAAAGAAAUGCCCAAAGUAAAACCUCUGGUCACGCUUACGGUCAAAUGUUGUCACCCACUGGAAUAAGCUCAUCCCAGGCCUAUUUCCAGCAAGCUAGGGCUGCAUCGCCCAGCAUUUCUAGUGAGGUAAGUGGUCAGAGUGCCUUCUCAGUUCACUCAGUAACUUCUUCUAAAUCUGGAAGUUAUAAAUGCCAAUGUGUUGUAGCUUUGACACUUGAAGAGGGAAAGAAAAAAAAGGUGGGAGAGGAAAAUGAAGCAAAGAAAGAUGGAGACAAAAUGGAACUAAAUGACAUAGAGGGCUCAAGAGGCACAGAACAACUAAGUCAAAACUCAUCUGGGUCCAUCUCUCUUGGGCUGCCCGAUGAGCAUGAAAUGUGUGACGCAGACAGCUACAAAUCUUGCUUGUCAUUGCGUAAUGACAAUCACAACAAGGAUAGACUGAGAACAGCAACUCCAAAUGUCCAGUCAAUAUUGUCUCAUCAGUCCAAAGUCAAAGAAAGUCCGAAAGCAGGCGAUGUCCCUACUAUUGAAGCACCUGGAUCUGAUGGGGAUGUUGACAACCACCCUAAGAACUAUAUUUGUGCCAGCCCAGCCUCAAGCUGUAACAUUAAAAGCAUCAAUGACAACAGGACCUCAUCUUCCCUGUCAUCAGCUGGUGCCAAUGUUAAAAAUUCUAAGCUAUCUCAACAAUCUGAUGGAGAUGUGAAAAAUGUUGAUCCUGACAACAAUGGCUCCAAAAAAUCAGCAAGUAGAGCCGAAGAAAAACAGAAUAGCCUCACCAACAAGGCAGCUGGUGGACACUGCAGUGGACUCUGUUCCCUCAUGAGUGACUUGGCAGCUGAUGCAAAAGUGAAUGGCUUAAAAGGAGAUGGUAUUGUCAAAGCGACUGACAGUGGCAGUGUCCAGUCUGGCAAAACAUCCAGUUCUUCAAAGAAAGUGAUGUCAGUCAGGUCCUCAAGGCAACGCAACUCCAGACGGUGCAGUAAAGAGACAUGUGGUGAAAGUACCAUGUCUGCUGCUGAUAUUCUCAUGGACACUAAGGCCAUGCGUCAACAUUGUCACCAGUCUAGAAAGGCAAGCAAAGCCAGCAGCGAACAGCAUGUUGAGAAAAUCAGGAGGCAUCAGAUAAAUAGGAACCAGAAGGAUCAGGGUGAAGGGACAGAAGUGACCCCUGCAUGUCUGCCCAACGCUUCGCCCAGUGAAGUUGUCAGUGAUUGGUUGCGUAGCAUUCCUUCCAACAGCAAUAUUAUCGCCCUAGAUGAGCUCACUGAGGAUGGGCCUGGCAAAGAAUUGAUGGCUAAAGCUGAAGCGGAAGUAACAGAUUCAAAUGAGGAACACACUCAGACGGAUAAAUUAGACAAGACAGAGAACGUUGGGGAUGACAAGAAAGAAGAAGAAUGUGCAGCAAUAGAUGAAGGAAAAAAUCCAGAUCUGACUGCAGGUAUUGGGGCAAUAGAAGCUUCUCCCCAGCCCAGCUCUCCGUUUAUUAGUGGAAAGGCAUUGCCUAAGAACUGGCGUUCUUCAGCUGCAGUGAUGAAGGUUCUUCUCAGCUCCUCUCUGGGACGAUGUAGAAGCUUGCCUGAGGUGUCUCCAGUUUAUGGCCGCAGACUAAGCACAUCAGCCAAGGGCCUCCUUGACUGUUUGGCCCAACUUCAGCUCAUUGAGCCCGUGGGGGGUCAAGGUUGCAACAAAAAUGAAGACAGAAACCGGCAGUAUGGGGACAUUAUAGCCAUUCUUCAAUCCCUUUGGCUCACUGAACCUAAGGACAUUGAGACCAAGGACACUGGCACAGAACAAGGGACCCCACCAAGGUCUUCAUCAGGGGUAGGCAUGAGCAGUGGCUCUGGUGGCUCAGGGAAGGACCAUGACCAUCAAGGAGGAGAUGAAACACUCCCCAAAGUGUCAUCACAUGAGGAUGAGGCUGUGGAGAAGGGUUUAGGGGAUGGAAUAGAACCACAAACCUCGGAAAUUAAGGAGGUAUUUUUAAAAGAACAACCUUUUCACAGUGAGGAGCAAAUUCAAGUCCCUUCAAUUCUGGAAAGUCCAAAAGAAGGGAACCCCUCAUCAUCUGACAAAAGCUCAGCCAACAAUAGCUCCAACUUCAGCUCAACAACACCUCCAACAGUUUUAAAAGCAUCAUUUUCAAAUAAACCGUCCCAAGAUCCCGAUCCAGUGUGGGUCUUGCACCUCCUGGAGAAGCUGGAGAAGGAAUUCAUGAACCACUACAUUGAUGCCAUGGCAGAGUUUAAAGUCCGUUGGGACCUUGAUGACAGCCUCAUUCUGGACACGAUGAUCUCAGAGCUGAAGGAUGAGGUGAGCCACCGAAUCCAAAGCAGCAUAAAUCGGGAAAUGAGUAAGAUCCAGAGUCGAUCUGGCCGAGGCGGUAAAUCACCACGGCCUCCAAAGGGGGCAAAUCUAUCCAGGGAGUCCACCAUGACAGAGAAGCGCCGACGGAUGCUGAAGGUCAUGAAGAACCAGUCAGUUAAAACUGCCGACUCCUUCAGCGAUGGCGAGAUGACAGCCGAGUUCAGUGACCAACGAAGUGACGACGAUUACUGCCCAUGUGAUGCUUGUGUACGCAAGAAAAUGGCUGUAAGGCCUCUCAAAAUGAACCCUGCGGCAGUUGACGCUCCUGUGAUGAUGGAGUUUGAUCUUCUUAAGAUACUACAGCUCAAGAAGACCCCAGCAGCUGUCCCUUCAUCUGUGUCACAGCCUAAAGAUAAGUGUGAUGACAGUGUAGUCAUAGAGGAGGAAGUGAGGAGUUUAGAGGUUGUACAGGAGGAAGAGGAGGAAGAGGAAUUAAGCGAGGAUUUCAAAACGAGUUUAGAAGAGACAAUUCCCGAGGAUGAUGAUGAGGAUGCAGAUGAAGAGGUGAAAUGUGAGGGUGAUGAGGGGGAAGAUGAGGAAGUAACAGGGGGCAGGGAAGCUGGGCACUCACAGAUCAGCGGGGAGAAAUUGUGCACGAGGGAAGAAACACCAGAGGAGGCUGACAAAACUAGUGAUAACAUGGGAGGUAAAGGGGAGAAGGAGACUGAAGAUGAAGCCGAGACAGCAGAGGAGGGGGUUGGGACAGUAUAUAAUGAAGAGGAUUCCGAGGGCGACAAGGUUGAUGGAGUGGAUACAGAGGAGGAAGAGCGAAAGGUUACCGAGGACUCUACAAAUCAAGAUCUUGAAGAAUCAACACUUUUGGAGGAGAAGGAAAACACCAGUGCUUCAGCAGGAGCAGAGAAUGAAGAUGAGCAAGAGGAGGAGGAGAAUGACGGUACUGGAGAGUCUCGAGAAGAAGGCGAGUCAUCACAGCAAGAAAGAGCCUCACAGAAGCGUCAUAGUUCAAACUGGGAUGUCUUUGUGACCGAGGGCGAGAAAGAUGAUGCUGAAGACUCAAGCACUGACGCUAAACAUCCAAGUGACAACAGCCCAGAUGAGUCAGAAUACAAGACUCACGGUGGUGAGGAGGUGGACGGGAGCACAACAGCAGAUGGCGCUCUGCUGCAUCAGUUCACCAGGAUUUCAGUGGAGUCCCAGCAGGGCUCUUCAGAAGACUGAGACCCCCCCCACCCCAUCAACUGAAACACAGAACUUGAAUCAACACUUUGUAACUCUUGGCUCUUUCUCUUAUUCAAAGACUGAUUAGAACAAGUGGACACGCCUGAACACUUGAUGCACUUUAUCUCUCUGCUGUGGGAGUCUUGAGUGAUGUGAAACUUGAAGUUGUAUUUUCUAAGAAUGCAGACGUAGUAUUUCAAGGAUAAGAAUGUUUUAAACUAAACUUUUAUAUUUAAUAAUUUAUAUCCAUAUAGAUCUCUAGGUACGGUUUUAGUUGCCAUAGUUUUUAUUUAUUAUUUUUGCGUGUGUAUUCUGUGAAACAUUUCUCUGUAUCACUAGCACAUUGCUUUUGAAGGGUCAAAUGUUACCGAACUAGUGGAACAGCAGCGUGACAUGUGUUACUGAUGCCUUACCGUAUCCGUGGCUAUACAGUAUGAGGGUGGAUCCACAGAAACAAGGACACGUCGCCAUGUUCAAGUAGAUGGGCUCCAUGCUCUCUCUGCAGAUAUGUUGACGAUGACAGAUGUCGUAUCUGGUUCUGCUCCUGAGCUUGCCAAGGGGGCGGAAGAGUGUGCUGCUAUCAGUGUGUUUGCGUAGGCAUCAGGGUGUCACAAAGUGCACCUCAUGUCCCAAGCGUGAUCCAUCCAUCCAUCCAUCCAUUUUCUGAACCGCUUCUCCUCACAAGGGUCGCGGGAGUGCUGGAGCCUUAUCUCAACUAUCUUCGGGCAGGAGGCGGGGUACACCCUGAACUGGUUGCCAGCCAAUCGCAGGCCCAAGUGUGAUGAAGACAUGAAUAUCAUGUUGAUACAGAUAAAAGCAAUGCAAAAUUGUAUUAUUUAUUAUUUUGUCCGUCAUUUGUACGAAAACAAAAGGUUACAUAUGCUCAACUUUCAAAGGACCUUGGCAUAUUGUUUGCAGGUAUGUUAAAUAUAUGUUAAAUAUCCUGAACAAAAAUAUAAACACAACAAUUUAGUUUUUGGCAACCAGUUCAGGGUGUACCCUGCCUCUUGCCUGCCAUUAGUUGGGAUAGGCUCCAGCAUACCCAUGACCCCAGUGAGGAUAAGCAGUGUAGAAAAUGGAUGGAUGGAUGGAUGGAUGGAUGAACUUGAAGACUUUUUCUAUUUGUUGUUCACAAAUCUGUCCAAAUCUGUGUUAGUGAGCGUGUUUCCUUUGCCAAGAAAAUGCAUCCACCUCACAGGUGUAGUAUAUUAAGAUGCUGAUUAGAAAGCAUGAUUAUUGCACAGGUGUUUCUUUAGGCUGCCUACAAUAAAAAGCCAU